Messenger RNA from Closterium sp. Naga37s-1, 2355 nucleotides. The record is from the annotation of a GenBank genome assembly. NCBI's taxonomy places the organism in Eukaryota, Viridiplantae, Streptophyta, Zygnematophyceae, Desmidiales, Closteriaceae.
AUGGCAGAGCCAUGGCUCGCAGCAGCAGCUGCAGUCGAGGCGGUGAAGGAUAGAGGCAGUCAGUGGCGAGUGGGUAGAGGCAGCAGGCAGGUAGGCAUGGGAGAGAAGAGCGAGACCGUAGAAAAUGUGUGCCUCCUCUCCCGACACCCCUCUCCUCCUGCCAACCCCUUUUUCCCUCCAGUUUCUUUCAUUUACAUCCCUCUCUCCCACCCAAUUCUCAACCCUCCUUCCUCCUCCCUUUCCAUUGCCCCAACAAUUACUCCCUCUGCCCUCCCUUCCUUAUUCCAUAUGUUCCUCCCCACAACCAUGCCCAACACCCCCCGCCACCCCAUUCAUCUAAUCGUGCCGUGCCCUUCAUCCCAUCAUGCUAUGCCCCUUCCUACAUCACCCCAUGCACGAGCCAACUGUCUCUCCCUCUCCCGCAUCCUCCACCUCUGCCCUCCUUCACCUCCCCACUUGCUCCCCCACCAUCUCACCAUAGCCAUCGCACCAUCCGGCACCACGUCUCCCUCCCUCCCACAUCACCCAAUCUUCCCCUCCAUGCCCCUAUCGCCCUCCUCUCCUGCUCAUAUUUUUGCCCCCCUGUACUCUCUGCACCUCCCCCCUACCUCCGCGCGCGCUGCUCGCAGCAGCCGCUUCGCCCUGGAGGCAUGGCGACGCCCCGCCUUCUUUCCUUACAUGGACUCACCGACUAACGCCCCUACUAAGACCGCCCCGCCUUCUUUCCUUACAUGGACUCACCGACUCACACCCCUACCGCACUCACUGAAUCCGCACCUGCUUAUCCCACACCUACUUUUGCGCCAUGGACUCCCGUCCCUAUGCCGUGGCCGCACUGUUCGCCCCCACAGCAGCACGGUAGAGGCUGCUGACGUGGCGGAGGUGCGCGAGAGGCUGCAGGCGAAGCUGGGCGAGGCCGGGCUGCUGGGUGCCUCGUGGCGGUGUUUGAGGAGUGACGAGCAGAGGAAGGAGGAGCCCAUCUCCUCCCCCUUCCUUGCCCUUCAUCCGCGCCUGCCGUGUGCUGCUUCUUGGGACCACUUCGCCUUGGUGUCGCAAGCGCCAGGGGCAAACGGGCGGUGGGCGCAGCGGCAGGGCGAAGGCGGGGCAAGCAGAGGGAGGAGUGAGACACAGCAAGUGUGGGAGGGGGUAGCAAGCGGGGGCGGGCAAGAAAGGGAGGAAGGAAGGGGGAUUCAACAGCAGCAGGGGGGAACGCGCAUGCGGGCGGCAGUGGUGGCGCAAAUGGUGGCAUGGGUGUGUCCAGCACAGCUCCUCAGCACCACUGUCUCCUCUGUUUCUCACAUUCGUCUCACCAGGCAGGAGCACGGAGAGGGGGGGAGUGCUUGGAACCGCCCCGCCAGUGCCCACAGCGGCGGCGGCGGUGGCAUGGUGGGGAGCAGCGUGGAUUGCAGUCACAGCAUCAGCGAGGUGAUGGGGCAGCGCAGCCUUGACAGCAGCGGCAGCGGCGUGUGCUGCAGAGACAGGGCAGCGUGCCCGGUUAGAAAUGGGUUGACAGCGCUCAAAGAGGGUAAGGCGGCACAAGGAGCUGACCACCCUCCUGCUUUCGUACAAAUCCUUUCAACCCCCCACCCCCGACCUUUUUCUUCUUCCCCCUUCCGCUCCCCCUUCCUCCCUUUCUUCCCCUCCAUCCCCUUCCCCUCCGUCCCCUUCCCCUCCGUCCCCUUCCCCUCCCCUCCUAUAUUCUUCUCUUUUCUGACCUUCUCAUCUCGUAUCCUUCCUACCACUCCCUUCCUGUCAUCCCCUUUUUCUCCCUCAUCUCUCCCUUCUCAUCUCCAACUCCUCCACUCACCAGAUUCAGCUCCCUCAGUGCCGCGCUCAUCCUCCCCAUCCUCCCCGCAUGCCUUCCACCUGUCAGCAUCUCAUUCGCACAACUCCAUUGUGCCGUCCUCUGCCCGUCAUCACCCUCCCAUCUACACCUCCACCAUCCCACUGAAGCAGCAGCACCAUAGCCAUGGCACCUUCAGGCAGCACCUCUCGCACCUCCCACAUUACCUGCUCCCCGCAAUCCCGCUCUCUCUCCCUCUUCACCCACCUCAUACUCCAACCACCCGUCCCCACUCCUCCCCCCUUCAGCUCCCCCCUUCCCCUCCAGUGUGGAUGGUUGAUGGUGGCAGAAGUGUGGCACCACACUCCAAUCGACUUUCGAAACCUUUUACUCUCAACGUUCCCCCCUCCACCCCACCCCCCCCACCCCCCCACCACCCCCCCCUCCCCCCCCCGCACCUUCCGUUCCCCUUCCCUACUCAUACUCUCUCGUUCCAACCCGCCAUCUCCCUCAUUCUCCCCAAGGGGAAGGGACAGAGAGGGAGGGACAGAGAGGGAGGGACAGAGAUGUAG